Messenger RNA from Chondrus crispus (carragheen), 210 nucleotides. RefSeq lists its product as hypothetical. The coding region runs from base 1 to 210 and encodes 69 amino acids. Lineage: Eukaryota; Rhodophyta; Florideophyceae; Gigartinales; Gigartinaceae. The record is from RefSeq and is a predicted model, not a curated record. The transcript has a single exon.
AUGUCAGUGUGUAAUGACAAAUGUCAAUCAUAUAUUGGCUACUUUUGUAAGUUUGUAACUUUCGAAUUUGGACGCUGUGCUCCGGUGGACGCAGUGCUUGCCCCUUGCCGAAAACAUCCUCAACUCCCCCUUUGCAAAAAUCUAUGCACCUGCCAUCUCGCAAAGGCAACCCAACUCUACGAAGCACCUCUCUGCCGACUACUUUCCUGA